GCUACCUCCCCAACAUCAACACAAUGGCGCCUCCACUGUCCCUCUUCAGUGUCUCCGCAAUCCUCAUUCUUGCUAUCGACGAUGGGUCCCGCAUCCUCACCAAGUACUACUCCAAUCCACACCCACCCUCCGGCAACCCAACAGACUACCCCGGCCAGAUAGCAUACAAGACAGUGAAAGACCAGAAGGCUUUUGAGAAAGGGUUAUUAGAGAAAACGGCGAAACAGACAACAGAUAUUAUUUUAUAUGACCAGAAGGUUAUUGUUUUCAAGAUGGAGUCAGAUGUGAUGCUCUACGUCGUUGGUGGGGCUGAGGAGAAUGAGGUUCUGUUAUACAGUGUUGUGCUGGCACUACGAGAUUCUCUCAACAUUCUACUGAAAAACUCUGUGGACAAACGGACCGUCAUUGAGAACUAUGACCUAGUGUCGCUUGCUAUCGAUGAAUUGGUGGACGACGGCAUCAUAUUAGAGACCGAUCCUGUCAUUGUAGCCUCACGCGUUAGCAAGCCGCCGGCCCAGGAUAUGACUUCGAUGAAGAACAUCGAUCUCUCUGAGCAGGGUUUCCUGAAUGCCUGGGAGUUUGGAAAGAGGCAGCUAGCAGAGCGGAUACGUCAAGGCCUAUAGUUUUCGGGCAAUUCUGGCGUUGGUGGGAGUUCUCGUGCAAUGCUAUCAUGAGGAAAAGUCAUGGUUAGGUGUAAUGUGUGGGUCAAGGAAUAAGUUAGAUUCGAACGAAGAGGAUAGGAGUCCACGAGGGGUCCUAUUGAAUCUUAC
This is a messenger RNA of Lindgomyces ingoldianus, 770 nucleotides long. RefSeq names its product snare-like protein. Gene Ontology annotation, biological process: retrograde vesicle-mediated transport, Golgi to endoplasmic reticulum; intra-Golgi vesicle-mediated transport; intracellular protein transport. The record is from RefSeq and is a predicted model, not a curated record. Gene Ontology annotation, cellular component: COPI vesicle coat. Lineage: Eukaryota; Fungi; Ascomycota; Dothideomycetes; Pleosporales; Lindgomycetaceae. The transcript is spliced from 6 exons. Bases 24 to 623 code for a protein of 199 amino acids.